Messenger RNA from Stegodyphus dumicola, 5489 nucleotides. It is a transcript of the gene Pi3K68D, whose product is annotated as phosphatidylinositol-4-phosphate 3-kinase catalytic subunit Pi3K68D. Gene Ontology annotation, molecular function: 1-phosphatidylinositol-3-kinase activity; phosphatidylinositol binding; 1-phosphatidylinositol-4-phosphate 3-kinase activity. The record is from RefSeq and is a predicted model, not a curated record. Gene Ontology annotation, biological process: phosphatidylinositol-3-phosphate biosynthetic process; cell migration; phosphatidylinositol-mediated signaling. Gene Ontology annotation, cellular component: phosphatidylinositol 3-kinase complex; plasma membrane; cytoplasm. Lineage: Eukaryota; Metazoa; Arthropoda; Arachnida; Araneae; Eresidae.
UACAGCUGGGAGGAAGUAAAAAGAUGGUAGAUUUGUUGAUCAACAGUGUAUCUAACAGCAUGCAAUUAAUGUUACGGUUGCACCUGUAUGUUGUGUGAAAAUAGUGUUUUUUUACUGAAAGAUGUUAUGCAGAAGAUUGUAUGUGUUAACUGAUGCAAGUUAUAGUGCUGUUAAAUUUCAUGCAUCAGUUCAUUUGAUGUAGAAUAUGGCUGCUCCUCCCAUUCCUCCAAAAGGCAAUUCCAAUUCAUGGAUGAGAGGUAAUGGGGUUACUGACCAGCAGAUCUGGAAGUCUGAAAGUGAAAAUUUAUUUACUACUAAUUCUCAGUCAGGAGCAUGCUUUAGUGACAAUUUCAUUUCAUUUUUUGAUUCUUCACUGCAAGCUCCCCCAUUGCCACCUCGCCAGGCUAAUGGAAAAUUGCAACCUUUGAUUCCCGAGAAUAAUGAACUGUCAUUGGUUCCUCCACCUCCAGGAACUGGCCAACUUUACAGAAGUAGUGCUGAUUUACAUACAUUUACUAGGAGUCAUUCCACUAUUGUGACUACCAAUACUCAGACCAUGGAACAUAAUAACCUUUUUAGAAAUGUUUCAUCGUCAGCUGGUGGCAGUGCAAGCACAUCCAUGCAUUGUAAUUUCAAUUCAAAUAUACCAUUUUGUAAUACUCCUGUACCAUCUGGUGGGGGUCAACAAGCUCUUGCUUUUUCAAAUUCUAUGUAUCAAAGUAAUUUCAGAACUGGUAUAUCUGCAGGAUUUGAUAUCCAGCACAGCAAAUCUACACCAAAUGUUUUAAGUUCUACUGCCAUGUUACCUAGUCAGCGAUAUUUUUUGCCAAAUGGAAAUAAUUUUUCUAAAACUUCUUAUGCAGUAAUCAACCAUAAUGCUACAGUUUCUAACAAUAGUCAUGCCAAUUUGGAAAGUAUUUUAAAAUAUAUGAAAAAAAGAAGUGAUAGUAAUUUGAUUGAUUUAUAUUGUGGUGAGAAUGAAACAAAGUUCAGCAAUAUGUCAGCAAAAUGUCAUGAAGAUAUAUUGAGGCUGUUUGAUCCUUUAACAAAAGAUAGCAAUCCAAUUUCACCAGAAUGCAAAAGUACUAAUGUUGUCAAAGAUGAAGUUGAUAACUUUAAUAUAUCUUAUUCUGAAAAGUCACCUCCAAAAUCUAAAAUUGAGCAGGAAUCACCCAUUGAGACAAUUCCAAAAGAAAUCUAUGAAGAAAGACAAGAUGUAGAGGAUCAAUGUAAUAGUCAGAUGGUGAAUGAUGUUUUAAAGAUUACCCACAGAAAUGAUAAUUACAGUAAAGAAUUUAUAUCUUUCUGCACAAAACUUAAAAAACUGCGACAGGAUUUUCCAUAUGAUGAUCAUGUUACAAAUGCUGGUCUGGUUAUCAGUCCUACUCUUGAUAGUUAUCAAGAAGAUUCUUUAAGUAUUAAAUUAAUAAUAACAUCUGCUAAUUCAGAAAGACCAGUGUCUUUUACCUGUGAUGUCAAUACUAGUAUAGAGCAUAUAAUUAGUCAUACAGUUUGUUCUGUCUUUGAUAAUACUAAUUCACUGUGUAUGGAUAAUUUUGUUCUGAAAGUUCAAGGUUUAUCAGAAUAUUUCACUUCACAUUCAACUCUAGCUGAUUAUGAAUAUGUUCAUCAAUGUCAUAAAUUUGAUAAGCCUGUAUGUUUGACUUUAACUGACAUCAAGGAUCUAAAAAGGCCACUAGCUCGUACCAGAAUUGAUGAUGUUAAUGAUUCUGAUUUCAAAUACGAAGACAUAGCUCCAUCCUUAAAGAAGGAUGUUAUUUCUUAUGAAUCUUUAAAUAUUUUGCUAGAUACAUUAGAAAAAGAAAUUGAAAAAAUAAAAUCAAGUGCCUUAAGAUUUGAAAGCUUAGAUUCGUUAAAACCUCAAGGAGUUGUUCAAGCUGUUAAAGCAAUUUGUACUUUGUUAUCUCAUGUAGAGACUUCAGAAAUUACAGAUACUAUAGCUGCUUUUAUUCAAGUAUGUUUGCUGUUUGAUAAAACUGAUGAUACUGAUUUUGAUACUUUGCCAGAGCUUGGUAACUUGGGAAGAACUAAGGAAACUAAGGAAUUCGAAGGUGAUUUCCUUGAUAUGUUUAGGCUUUUGGAGUUGAGUUUAUCACACUUAAAGCAUGCUGUGCAUGAUUUACUUGUAAUGUAUGCCAAAGCUUUCAGAGUAAAUUUUGCAGUUGAGAUGCAUGAUGUUACUUAUCCCGAGAAAAUGGUUACAGAUUUUCUUGAUACUCCUUUGUUUGAAGUUGGUAUUGUACAUAGGCUGGAACCUAAUAUAAUAUCUGCAUAUGAUAGUUAUUUCUUAAUAUGUGAAAUACACCAUGGUGAUGCAGUGCUAGCAUCUGUUACAUCUAAAGUGUCAUCUGUAACAAAAAAAUUUUUCCCCAGAAUUGUUUUUGAAAAUUGGUUACAAUUUGAAAAUAUAGCUAUGUGCACAUUACCUCGAGAAUCUAUAUUGUAUUUUACUUUGUGGGGUAAUAACCUAAAUCAGAAUGAAAAGCAAUCCAACAAUAAUUUGGGAAAUAAAAUUCCUAUUGGUUGGUGUGGAAUCAGAUUAUUUUCAUAUGAAGGACAUCUAGCACAAGGCUGUUACUUGCUAGGAUUUUGGCCUUGUGAAAUUAUUAAAAAUAGUGGACCUUUAUUAUCUAACCCUAACACAAACUGUCCACUUCUUCAUGUUCGCCUGCCAGAUUUUGGAUGUAUUGUUAAAUUUCCGCCUGUCAUUGAUAAUAAAUUUGCAUCAUCUCAGAUGAGGGCAUUUGAAAAUUUAGAAACUCAUCUUCAGAACACUUUAAAAGGAAUUAUUGAAAAAGAUGCUCUAAGGGCAUUGCAUACUGAUGAAAAAGAACUGCUGUGGGAAAAGAAAUAUUAUUUACAUCAGUUUCCAAAUGCAUUACCCAAAGUAUUAUUGUCUGCCCAUGGGUGGGACUGGGCAUGCCUGUCUGACAUUUAUUCUCUUUUAAAAGCAUGGACACCAUUAUCACCAGUUGAGUCACUUCAUCUUUUAAUGCCAUGUUUUCCUAAUGAAAAAAUUAGAGAAACUGCUAUUACGUGGAUGAAGGAUAUUGUUAGUGAUGAACUUUGUGAUUAUUUGCCCCAGAUGGUUCAAAUUUUGAGAUAUGAGCCCUGGGAUGAUUCACCUACUGCGUGGUUUCUCCUUGAAAGGUCAUUAACCAGUGUUAGAGUUGCUCAUCAUUUAUACUGGCUUUUAAAAGAAAAUCUUAUUGAUCCUAUUGCUGGAGACAGAAUGCGUCUUAUAUUAAAUAGCUUACUUACUAUAGUUGGACGUGCAAUGCGUGAUCGCAUAACUUCGCAAGAAGCUUUACUCGAGAAUCUGUCUGAUAUUGCUGAUAGAAUUAAAACAACAAAAGAAUCCUUGAGAUUAAAUAUUUUAUUCCAUGAGUUAGAAAUUACUCAUCACAACUUGAUGGAAAACCCUACAUGUCUGCCACUCAGUCCUAGUUUGGAAGUGUGUGGGAUAGAUGUGAAGUCUUGCUCAUAUUUUACAUCUAAUACAUUGCCAUUGAAACUUGUAUUUCAUACACCAGAUAUGACUGGAACAAACAAUGAAGCAAUAUUUAAGGUUGGAGAUGAUUUAAGGCAAGAUAUGAUUACUUUACAGAUGAUCCGUAUUAUGGAUAAAUUAUGGCUUAAAGAAGGAUUAGAUUUAAAAAUAGUAACAUUCACAUGUGUGGCAACAGAGUUUAGGAAAGGCAUGGUUGAAUUGGUUCCUGAUGCAGAGACUUUACGUAAGAUACAAACAGAAUUAGGACUAACUGGGUCUUUUAAAGAUCGUCCAAUAGCGGAAUGGUUGCAGAAGCAUAAUACAUCAGAAUUGGAAUACCAGCAAGCUGUUGAAAAUUUCACCCUUUCCUGUGCUGGGUACUGUGUUGCUACUUACAUAUUAGGCAUUUGUGAUAGACACAAUGAUAAUAUAAUGCUCAAAACUUCAGGACAUAUUUUUCAUAUUGAUUUUGGCAAAUUUUUAGGUGAUUCUCAGAUGUUUGGAAACAUUAAACGUGACCGUACUCCUUUUGUAUUAACAUCUGACAUGGCAUAUGUGAUCAAUGGUGGAGAGAAGCCAACUAAAAAAUUUCAGUAUUUUAUUGAUCUUUGUUGUCAGGCAUUCAAUAUUAUAAGAAAACAUAAAAAUAUAUUUUUUAAUCUGUUUACUCUUAUGAAAUCAUCAAACAUCCCAGGCAUGUCAUCUAAUGCUGUAAAUUACAUAGAAAAAGCUUUGCUGCCUAAUAUGUGUGAAGCAGAAGCAACUAUUCAUUUUACCCAUAUGAUACAAGAGAGUCUAAAAUCUUGGUUUACACAGUUUAACUUUUUUAUACACAAUUUAGCUCAACUGAGAUUUACAGGGGACCAUAAUGAAGGCCUACUUUUGUCUUUUAUACCGAAAACAUUUUCUAAAGAGACAGAUGGAAAAAUAAUUUCAGCUGAUGUAAUAGGAUAUCAAAAAAUGUAUGACCCAGAGAAGUAUUAUAUAUAUGUAGUAAAAGUAGAACGUGAAAAUUUGCCAGAUCCAAUGUGUGUCUUCCGUACAUAUAGGGAAUUCAUAGAAUUUCACCAAAAACUGUGCAUGAUGUUUCCUCUAGCAAAGUUCCAUACUCUUCCUGGCAAUCCUUUAAUGGGUAGAACUAAUGUUCGAGAAGUUGCAGAACGACGUAGAACAGAACUGAGUUCUUUCUUAUCAUCACUUAUGUUCAUGGCAAAAGAAAUAGCUCAUUGUGAUUUAGUGUAUACAUUUUUCCACCCUUUACUUCGUGAUCAAGAAGGAAUUGAGCAAGAGAAUGAAGCUAGAAAAUGUUCAUCUCGGUCCCGUAGAAGCAGUUCACUUACUGAAAUCAGUGGACAGAUAAAACUGUCCAUUGUCCACAAAAAUAACUCUUUAUUUAUUAUGGUAAUGCAUGCAAAAAAUCUCAGUUCACCAAAGGGAACUGCUCCUGACCCAUAUGUAAAAAUUUAUUUGCUUCCUGACUCUCUUAAGCGCACUAAAAGGAAGACAAAAAUUGUGUCUAAAAAUUGCCACCCUACAUUUAUGGAAAUGUUAGUUUAUAAUGAUCACGGAUUGGAAGAAAUGAGGUAUAGAAUACUUCAUGUUUCAGUAUGGGACUAUGACAGAGUGCAAGAAAAUGAGUUUCUGGGAGCAGCUGUCAUUCCUUUGAUGAACUUGGAUUUAAGUAAAGAAAUUACUCAGUGGUACCCACUUGGGCCAGAUUGGGCCUUAUAAUAAUAUAUGAAUAUGUUGUAACUUUAUAAAAAAUUGCAUUUUUAAUUCUUUUUUCUCCAAUGUCAAUUAUUAAUAGCAUUUUGCAUAAUUUAUAUUCGUUGCAUGCAUGAAUUUUACAUGCCUAUUAAAGAUUUCACUGUAUAUAAUGUAAUAUAUAUAUAUUAUUAUCAUGUAAAUUAAAUGUAUUUUUAAUGCACCUUUUUUAUGCUUUGAUAUUUAUUUCUGUAUUAAAUGAAAGUAUUUAAAA